Prionailurus viverrinus (fishing cat) is the source of this 1858-nucleotide messenger RNA. It is a transcript of the gene CLK3, whose product is annotated as CDC like kinase 3. The record is from RefSeq and is a predicted model, not a curated record. Gene Ontology annotation, biological process: protein phosphorylation. Gene Ontology annotation, molecular function: ATP binding; protein kinase activity. NCBI's taxonomy places the organism in Eukaryota, Metazoa, Chordata, Mammalia, Carnivora, Felidae. The transcript is spliced from 13 exons. The coding region runs from base 150 to 1622 and encodes 490 amino acids.
ACCAGACCACCGAGCGAGGUCGAGCGAGGACUGGCGACGGCUGCGUCACGCGAGGGGCGGGGCCGCCGCGGGCGGAGGCCGGAGCCGGAAGCGGAAGAGGCGCUCGGAGCGGGGAGUGGGGCCUAGCCGCAGCCGGAUCCUGGGAGACGAUGCAUCACUGUAAGCGAUACCGCUCCCCUGAGCCAGACCCGUACCUGAGCUACCGAUGGAAGAGGAGGAGGUCUUACAGUCGGGAGCACGAAGGGAGGCUGCGGUAUCCGUCUCGAAGGGAGCCUCCGCCCCGGAGAUCUCGGUCCAGAAGCCACGACCGCCUGCCCUACCAGAGGAGAUACCGGGAGCGCCGCGACAGUGACACAUACCGGUGUGAAGAGCGGAGCCCAUCCUUUGGAGAGGACUGCUAUGGAUCUUCCCGUUCCCAUCAUCGUCGGCGGUCGCGGGAGAGGGAGCCGUACCGGACCCGCAAGCACGCCCACCACUGCCACAAACGCCGCACCAGGUCUUGUAGCAGCGCCUCCUCGAGAAGCCAACAGAGCAGUAAGCGCAGCAGCCGGAGUGUGGAAGAUGACAAGGAGGGCCACCUGGUGUGCCGGAUCGGCGAUUGGCUCCAAGAGCGAUAUGAGAUCGUGGGGAACCUGGGUGAAGGCACCUUUGGCAAGGUGGUGGAGUGCUUGGACCAUGCCAGAGGGAAGUCUCAGGUUGCCCUGAAGAUCAUCCGCAACGUGGGCAAGUACCGGGAGGCCGCCCGACUAGAAAUCAAUGUUCUCAAAAAAAUCAAGGAGAAGGACAAAGAGAACAAAUUCCUGUGUGUCUUGAUGUCUGACUGGUUCAACUUCCACGGUCACAUGUGCAUCGCCUUUGAGCUCCUGGGCAAGAACACCUUUGAGUUCCUGAAGGAGAAUAACUUCCAGCCUUACCCCCUACCACACGUCCGGCACAUGGCCUACCAGCUCUGCCACGCCCUUAGAUUUCUACAUGAAAACCAACUGACCCACACAGACUUGAAGCCAGAGAACAUCUUGUUUGUGAAUUCUGAGUUUGAAACCCUCUACAAUGAGCACAAGAGCUGUGAGGAGAAGUCAGUGAAGAACACCAGCAUCCGAGUAGCUGACUUCGGCAGUGCCACCUUUGACCAUGAGCAUCACACGACCAUCGUGGCCACCCGUCACUAUCGCCCACCUGAGGUGAUCCUUGAGCUGGGCUGGGCCCAGCCCUGUGACGUCUGGAGCAUUGGCUGCAUCCUCUUUGAGUACUACCGGGGCUUCACCCUCUUCCAGACCCACGAGAACCGAGAACAUUUAGUGAUGAUGGAGAAGAUCCUGGGGCCCAUCCCAUCGCACAUGAUCCACCGUACCAGGAAGCAGAAAUAUUUCUACAAGGGGGGCCUGGUUUGGGAUGAGAACAGCUCUGAUGGCCGGUAUGUGAAGGAGAACUGCAAACCUCUGAAGAGUUACAUGCUCCAGGACUCCUUGGAGCACGUGCAGCUGUUUGACCUGAUGAGGAGGAUGUUAGAAUUCGACCCUGCCCAGCGCAUCACACUGGCAGAGGCCCUGCUGCACCCCUUCUUUGCCGGCCUGACCCCCGAGGAGCGGUCCUUCCACACCAGCCGCAACCCAAGCAGAUGACAGAUGCAGGCCACCACGUGCGAUGGAGAGCGGGACUGGGCUGCCCGGCCCCUCUUCUCCAACCUCCACCACCACCGGGCCCCAGGGCCAGAGCCACCAAACGAACAGUGCAAUGUGAAGGAAGGCAGGAGCCCGCAGGGGAGGGGACUUGAUACCCGGCUGCCAGAAAGCACAGAUUUGACCCAAGCUAUUUAUAUGUUGUAAAGUUAUAAUAAAGUGUUUCUUACUGUUUGUAA